CGAGAUCUGACAGAUAAAGCUGCUGGUAGUAAAGGUAGCAUCAGAUCACAGCAUGGUCACUUUUAGGUGUGUUAAACGGGAUUAUAGCAGAUUAGCUACUUUUGGGUUGGGUCCUUUUCCUCUGAUCUUUACCAAAGAAGGAGUGAAGAGCUGAGGAGGGAGAAACUAAGUUUACAGUAACAGUUCUGUUUUUAAAAAAUAUAUAAACGCAAUGAUUUUUUUUUGUGAGAAAAAUCAUAGAAGAAAGUGUUUUUCCUGCAGAAGAAACCUGCCUCCAGCAUCUCAGCUUUCGACGCAGGAAAAUGGUUUUCCGGAAGACCCGUUAGGUUCUGGACGCAGAGCCAAUAAGACCCAACCGAGAGCGCUUGUAAAUUCCUGGUUGAGGAGGUCAUUGUUUAUUGGUCUUUAAGGGUUUGGCUCGUGCUUUUCCUGUCUAUUUUUUUCCUUAGCGUCUCGUCUCCCUCUAUUCUUUUAAAGCUGCGCAGCCUCUGCGCAUUUUCACCUCCAGCCCGAACCCAGCGGACGCAUCUGGCGCAGAAGGGAUCAGCUUUGUAAGGUCCCAGGAGUUACCUCACCUCCACCAUGACGGAUCGCUUCGACUGCUACUACUGCCGUGACAACCUGCACGGCAAGAAGUAUGUGAAGAAGGAUGAGAAGCACGUGUGCACCAAGUGCUUUGAUAAACUCUGUGCCAACACCUGUGCAGAAUGCAGGCGCCCUAUUGGUGCAGACUCCAAGGAGCUGCAUCAUAAGAACCGCUACUGGCACGAGGACUGUUUCCGCUGCGCCAAGUUACAGCCCCUGGCCAGUGAGCCGUUCAGCGCUCGGGAUGAUGGGAAGAUUAUGUGUGGCAAGUGUGGCUCCAGGGAGGACGGAAACCGCUGUCAGGGCUGCUACAAGGUGGUGAUGCCAGGGUCCCAGAACGUGGAGUACAAGAGCAAGGUGUGGCACGAGGAAUGCUUCACCUGCUUCGAAUGCAAGAAGCCGAUCCGCACACAGAGUUUUCUGACUAAAGGGGAUGACAUCUACUGCUCUCCAUGCCAUGAAAAUAAAUUUGCCAAGAAGUGCUUCCACUGCAAGCAGCCCAUCACCUCUGGAGGGAUCAGCUACCAGGACCAGCCCUGGCACUCUGAGUGUUUUAAGUGCCAAACCUGCCGUAAACCUCUGGCUGGAACUCGCUUCACCUCCCAUGAGAACCACGUUUACUGUGUGGACUGCUACAAGAGCGAUGUGGCCAAGAAGUGGAACGGCUGCAAGAACCCGAUCACAGGAUUUGGCCAUGGAACCAAUGUGGUGAACUAUGAGGGAUUAUCCUGGCAUGAGUAUUGCUUCAACUGCAAGAAAUGCUCUCUCUCCCUGGCCAACAAGCGCUUUGUCAUCAACGGAGAUCACAUCUACUGCCCCGACUGUGCUAAAAAGCUGUAAACGACACAAUCGGUUGUAAAAGGAAUCGCACUACGCAUUCUCUAAGAGUUGCUUUGUUUUGAAGUUCUAGAAGACAUUUUUAAAAGACCUGGAUUUGCAUGCAUGCCAGUGGUCAGUUUUGUGGAACUGUUACAAGGAAAUAUUAACUUAGUGCACAGGCUGCAACUAUAUCAUUAUCAAGUGUUAAUCUCUAACAAGGCAGAAUUUCUGGGAUUGAUGUUUCGGUUUAAUCUGUACCAGGGUUCUGGGACUCAAAAGUCCAUUAGAGCCUUACUGGGACCUUCCCAAGAGUAAAUGCAUUUUUUGCUUUCAUGGCCUGCUGCUGCAUAAACACACCAGCUUUGAGAGAUUAUCUGUCACAUCUCUGAAUACUAUUAAAAAGAAUCAAGAGUGAAUACAAAUACACACAAAUUCUUUUGUUUGAUGCUGCAAAAUAAACCAAGUGUGUAUUCAGAA
Molecule: messenger RNA, 1881 nt
Organism: Nothobranchius furzeri (turquoise killifish)
Lineage: Eukaryota; Metazoa; Chordata; Actinopteri; Cyprinodontiformes; Nothobranchiidae
Gene: fhl1a
Product: four and a half LIM domains 1a
Biological process (GO): muscle organ development
Molecular function (GO): transmembrane transporter binding
Source: RefSeq, a predicted model, not a curated record